Coniophora puteana RWD-64-598 SS2 is the source of this 1147-nucleotide messenger RNA. RefSeq names its product aldo keto reductase. The transcript has 9 exons. Lineage: Eukaryota; Fungi; Basidiomycota; Agaricomycetes; Boletales; Coniophoraceae. The record is from RefSeq and is a predicted model, not a curated record. Gene Ontology annotation, cellular component: cytoplasm. The coding region runs from base 30 to 1046 and encodes 338 amino acids.
UCACAUCUCAACUCAAACUGCCCAUCACAAUGUCUACCACAACUUUCUUCACUCCCACCGGCGAAGUCGUUGUGAACAAGAUUGGCCACGGUCUAAUGUCCAUGACCGCGACGGCGACCAUCACCCCUGACAAACAGUGCUUCGAGGCAAUCAAGGCUGGUGUUGACUCUCUUCCUCCAGGUGUGAAGAUGUUCCUGAACGCCGGGGAGUUCUAUGGCCCAAACGCCAGUCCUGUCAACCUCGAGAUGCUCUCCCGGUUCUUCGAGAAGUACCCCGACUACGCUGAGAAGACGUUCCUGUCUGUCAAGGGUGGCAUGCAAGCCGGCUCGCUCGUUGCGGACGGCAGCGACGAGAACCUCGCGCGGAGCGUGAACACCAUCGUCGAGAAGCUCCGCGGAUUCAAAAAGGUCGAUCUCUUCCAGUGCGCGCGCGUCGACAAGAAGGUGCCCGUCGAGCAGUCCAUCGCGACGCUCGCCCGCUUCGUCAAGGAGGGUAAGAUCGGCUCGAUCGGCAUGUCCGAGGUCAGGGCGGAGACUUUGCUUCGCGGGCACAAGGUGCAUCCCAUCACCACCGUUGAGAUCGAGGUCAGCCCGUGGGAGUACAGCCAGGAAGUGAGGGACGUGAUUAAUGCGGCGAAGGAGAACAACAUCGUUGUUGUUGCGUACUCACCCAUCGGCCACGGCUUCCUCUCAGGCGAGAUCAGAAAGCUCGAGGACUUCGCUGCGGACGACCGCCGGCGCAUGCACCCGCGCUUCCAGCCAGGGAACCUCGAAAAGAACCUCGUCAUCGUCGACCAGCUCACCGCGAUCGCGACCGCAAAGGGCAUCACCCCCGCGCAGCUCUCCAUCGCCUGGGUCUCCUCCCUCGGCCCGCACGUCCUGCCCCUUCCUGGCUCCGCCCGCACGGCGCGCCAGCUCGAGAACCUUGCCGCCAACAGCGUCACGUUCACGCCCGAGGAACUCGACAAGGUCAACGAGGUCGUCAGGAAUGCCGAGCCCGCGGGCACGCGCUAUCCCGAGUUCCUUCUUAAAGACCUCUGGGCUUAAGCGGAUGCUAGCGUUUUGCUGGUUGCUGUGUAGCUCGGUGUAUUGAAUGUUAGUCGAUAGCAGCUGCUUAUCAUUGAACACUACUGCGAAUCCUUCGUGUC